AGACUCCUGGUACUCAAGGCCGAGACUACUUUGGAGAACCCGAUCCUGAGAAUCCAGCACUAUGUCUUACCAGCAGCAGCAGUGCAAGCAGCCUUGCCAGCCUCCACCUGUGUGCCCACCCAAGAAGUGCCCUGAGCCUUGUCCUCCUCUAAAGUGUCCUGAGCCUUGUCCUCCACCAAAGUGCCCUGAGCCUUGUCCUCCUCCAAAAUGCCCAGAGCCUUGUCCUGAGCCAUGUCCCCCUCCCUCAUGCCAGCAGAAAUGCCCUCCUGCGCAACCUCCUCCACCCUGCCAGCAGAAGUGCCCACCUAAGAGCAAGUGAGGUCUUCAGCAGUCAUCAGGACAAAGGGAAAAGAAGAGAAUCUAUCUCAUGUACUUCCAAAGCAACACCCAUCUUCCUUCCAAAUCCUGGCAUGAUUGCAGAGGAAUCUCCUUCACCUUUCACCCUCCAUGUUCCUGUGAUGUCCCCUAACAGGGAAGAUGUUUCCCCGAAGUUGUCCUGCUUUUGGUGUCAAGGGGCUGCAGAGAAUGAUCUGUCCUCAGUUAUUCAGUAUCCCAGGUGCUCAGUGGGAACUAUAGCUGCUAUCUAUCCUGUGCCCUCAGGAGAUGUUGCCAAAAACUCUCAAUCACCUUUGGUUUUGUGUUGUCAGCAUGGUUUCAUUUCCUGAAUAAAGUACAAUCUACAUAAUGA
Mus musculus (house mouse) is the source of this 688-nucleotide messenger RNA. RefSeq names its product small proline-rich protein 2D (gene Sprr2d). NCBI's taxonomy places the organism in Eukaryota, Metazoa, Chordata, Mammalia, Rodentia, Muridae. The record is from RefSeq and is marked validated. The coding region runs from base 62 to 319 and encodes 85 amino acids. Gene Ontology annotation, cellular component: cornified envelope; cytoplasm. The transcript is spliced from 2 exons.